AAUAAAAUAUUAAUAAUAGCAGCUCAAAACAUCGUAGAUUUGAGCCCUAAUUAUGUACUAGGCCCAAUGCUAAGUGCUUUAUGUGCCUCACCUCACCUAAUACUCACAACUGCCCCAUGAGAUGAUUACAUUAUUCCCAUUUUACAGAUGAGGAAACUGAGGCUCAAGGCAGACAAGGGAUUCAUCCAAGAGCUUCUAGCGAGUAAGUGGUGGAACGCAGAUUCUGACCCUGACCUGUUUGACUCCAGAGACCAAAUUCUUAGCGGCUACCCCCGAGAAAGGGGUCAUUCACCGACCAACCUCAGUAUUCAAGAAGAGGGUCUUCGUCUCCUGCAGCAACUGCCGGGCCCAGGUCCGCUCAUGAACCUGCUGCAGGUGCGAGGAGGCCCGCUUCAGCAGCGGCUGUGUGCCACCCCACAGAGCGGCCACCAGCACCAGAGCCAGCACCUGCCCUGGAUGGAGAUGCGAGGGCGGAUACCCGUAAUCCGGAAGUGGUGCCAGAGCCUCUUCCGGUUCUGCUCGUGUUGCUUUUUUCCUCGCGUCACCGCCGGCAUGAAGCCGAUCCUGCUGCAGGGCCAUGAGCGGUCCAUUACGCAGAUUAAGUACAACCGCGAGGGAGACCUCCUCUUCACGGUGGCCAAGGACCCUAUUGUCAAUGUAUGGUACUCUGUGAAUGGUGAGAGGCUGGGCACCUAUAUGGGCCAUACCGGAGCUGUGUGGUGUGUGGACGCUGACUGGGACACCAAGCAUGUCCUCACCGGCUCAGCUGACAACAGCUGUCGUCUCUGGGACUGUGAAACAGGGAAGCAGCUGGCCCUACUCAAGACCAAUUCAGCAGUCCGGACCUGUGGCUUUGACUUCGGGGGCAACAUCAUCAUGUUCUCCACGGACAAGCAGAUGGGCUACCAGUGCUUCGUGAGCUUCUUCGACCUGCGGGAUCCGAGCCAGAUUGACAGCAACGAGCCCUACAUGAAGAUCCCAUGCAAUGACUCCAAGAUCACCAGUGCUGUUUGGGGACCCCUUGGCGAGUGCAUCAUUGCAGGCCAUGAGGGCGGAGAGCUCAACCAGUAUAGCGCCAAGUCUGGGGAGGUAUUGGUGACUAUUAAGGAGCACUCCCGGCAGAUCAAUGACAUCCAGUUAUCCAGGGACAUGACCAUGUUUGUCACUGCAUCCAAGGACAACACAGCCAAGCUCUUUGACUCCACAACCCUUGAACACCAGAAGACUUUCCGGACAGAACGUCCCGUCAACUCAGCUGCCCUCUCUCCCAACUAUGACCAUGUGGUGCUGGGCGGUGGUCAGGAAGCAAUGGAUGUAACCACCACUUCUACCAGGAUUGGCAAGUUCGAGGCCAGGUUCUUCCACUUGGCCUUUGAAGAAGAGUUUGGAAGAAUCAAGGGUCACUUUGGACCUAUCAACAGUGUUGCCUUCCAUCCUGAUGGCAAGAGCUACAGCAGCGGCGGAGAAGAUGGUUAUGUCCGCAUCCACUACUUCGACCCACAGUACUUUGAAUUUGAGUUUGAGGCUUAAGAAGCCGGAUCUCUGGGAAUUCCCUGGCUAUCCAGUGAUUAGGACUCCGAGCUUCCACUGCACACACACACCACAGCACAGCACAGCAUACCACCACGACCACCACCACCACCACCACCACCACACACACACACACACGCCGGAUCUCCAUAUGGGCCAGGUUCACAGAAGGCUUUGGACUCUGAGAAAUAAAUUAGUUUGGAAA
Lipotes vexillifer (Yangtze River dolphin) is the source of this 1735-nucleotide messenger RNA. It is a transcript of the gene EIF3I, whose product is annotated as eukaryotic translation initiation factor 3 subunit I. NCBI's taxonomy places the organism in Eukaryota, Metazoa, Chordata, Mammalia, Artiodactyla, Lipotidae. Bases 148 to 1530 code for a protein of 460 amino acids. The record is from RefSeq and is a predicted model, not a curated record. Gene Ontology annotation, molecular function: translation initiation factor activity; protein binding; RNA binding. Gene Ontology annotation, cellular component: eukaryotic translation initiation factor 3 complex, eIF3m; cytoplasm. The transcript has 12 exons. Gene Ontology annotation, biological process: cytoplasmic translational initiation.